Anastrepha ludens (Mexican fruit fly) is the source of this 6261-nucleotide messenger RNA. Its product is annotated as BRCA2-interacting transcriptional repressor EMSY. The transcript has 6 exons. The record is from RefSeq and is a predicted model, not a curated record. The coding region runs from base 138 to 4367 and encodes 1409 amino acids. Lineage: Eukaryota; Metazoa; Arthropoda; Insecta; Diptera; Tephritidae. Gene Ontology annotation, cellular component: nucleoplasm. Gene Ontology annotation, biological process: regulation of DNA-templated transcription.
CAAUCUCGAAUGAAGAAGCAGCAGCAGUGAAUUUUUCGCUCCAAUUUGCAAAAACUUUUGAGAAAAUUGUUUUCCAAAAUCGAGUGAGAGUUUAAAAAGAAUUUGCAAAAACGCUGAGUGCAUAAUAUUCGUGCAGGAUGUGGCCGCAAGCGUUGCAAAUGACUAGAGAUGAGUGUCGAGGCAUUUUGAGAAGACUUGAGCUGGAGUCGUAUUCGCAUGUGAUUAGUGUGUUUCGCGCUCAGGGUGGACUCAGUGACAACAAGACCAAACUACUUGAGGAGUUGCGUGGCAUAUUUCACAUCUCGCAAGAACGUCAUCGCGCGGAAGCGCGUCGGGUCGCAAACGAUGAACAAUUGUGCACAAUAGCAGAAGCAAUUUCGGGACCAAACACUUGGCAGGAAUGGUCGCGUGAAGGACGACGGUCUUACCCGAUGUUGCCGCGUGUCGCGCCACAAACAGCACUCGCCUUAAUAGCAAAUAAUGUGGCCACAGAGACAGCGUCAGAAAACGCAAAACUACCUUAUCCUGCUGACACGGCAGCACAAGCUGCUGCUGAACAUGCCAAUACCGUUAAUGCAAUUAGUGGACAGGAAAGUGCUGCACCUUGGGAAAUAAAACGCGAAGUCUACGUAGUCACAGAUGAUCCUUUCAAAAUGCCAGAUAUUCCUGUUGGUAACAAGAAAAGUCUUAAGCGUAACAUAUCCGACAGCCAUACUGGCAUUAACAAGAAACGCAUUGUUAGCGAUUCAUCGCCCAGCAAACAGCAACACCAAAAACAGUUUCAUCAUAUAACAGCCAACAGCGCCCAAGCUACAUCACCUAGCAGCGGCGCGAGCAAUAUCCGAAAAUUAUAUCACAAUCAUAACAGUAAAACUGCACAGAACCGAUUAAAUCAACAACAAUUGCAAAAGCCAAAACUGGCCAUGAAAAAAUCAGCGGUGACAGCAGGCGCUAGCAUCACAUCACCUCUAACGCCUGGUAAGCGCCAGGCGACACCAGCUAAAAGUGGUCGUAAAUCGAAUUCCAAAAUGCAAGAACAAAAGCAGCAACAUAUAUUACAGCAGCAACAAGUUCUUGCUCAAUCCCAACAGCAGCUGCAGUCGCAAACGGUUGUUCGCCAUGUUCCACAUGUGGUUGGUGAGAGGGCAGACGAGUUGAAUAAUGAACAGAGGUAUGCACAACCACAGAUUGCCGCUUCAAAGAAGGAUAUAACCAAGAACCUUACUAAAUUACAAUUGCCAAGUGUUAUAACUUCUCCGACGACGGUGACGGCGAGCGCAGUAUCACCAACUGCGAUAACACCACCAAUGGCGUUAAGCUCGCCAUUGGCUGUGAGUGCUGCGUCUGCUCGUAUUGAUGCUCAUCAAAUAAGUACUGUCAUAUCACCUGUUGCCAGUGGUGGUAUGAGUGUCUCAAUUCCGGCAAUGCCACAUAACAAAGUCGAUAAACAGCUUAUUUCAACUCCAGUGCAAAAGAUUAUUCUUGAAGAUCGUCUUCCGCCACCGCAACCACCGGGUUCAUUAAAUUCAGCAGCAGCAGCAUCACUGGCAUCGGCGGUUGUGUCAACAGCAUCCACAUUACAAAUACAAUCCACAUCGACAUCUCAGAUCAUGACAUUGCCACAGAUAUCAGCUGCUGCAACUAAACUGCGUGCAAUUAACACAACUAUUUUACCACCCGGCACAAAACUUACAACAAAAAAAUUGUCAAGCUCUACUUUAAUCAAUGCUGCGAGUAUAGGUACACAUGGCAAUGAAAACAACAAUGAAGGUAACAGUAACUCGAGUAAUACACUAACGGUGCCUGCUGUUCCAACACAUACACCACCUGCUAUCAUACAAAUACAAAGCACAAACAGUGGCAGUAUGACCAAUGAGGGUACAGCAACGAUAGCCACACCAACCCUACAGUCAGCACAACAACCGGCGCAAGGUAAGGUGCUGACAACGAAAUUAUUACCAAUAGUGCUUAGUGGCACUGGUGCUGUGGCUGGUAGUGGUAGCGCCGCGGCCACACUUAGUGGCGGCGUUAACGCCGGUAACACUGUGAAUAUUACGAAAAUCGAGACUCUCAAUAAUGGUGCCACACUUGUAAGUGCCGCAAGUGGUGUUGGUGGUAACAAUCCAAAUGCGUCAUUGAGUGGCACUACCACUAUGAUAAAAAAUAUGGGCUCAACGCUUUUGCUCUCACCAAAUCAAAGUAGUAGCACUGCUGGCAGUGCACUCUUUUCAACAUUGACAUCAGGUGCUUCGGUCUUCCGCAAAUCACAGAUUAUCAAAACGGGCACAAUUGGUGUGAACUCAGGUAGCGCAGGAAAGCUUUCUGGCACAUUUAACACUUCCAAUUCUGGGCCACAAAUUAUCAGCAAUAUUAAGUUGACCCCAGCUAUUACGACAAGUGUCACGUCUGUCAGUCAUUCGAAUCAACACCAACAAUCGACCACAUCAUCAUCCUUCUUACAACAUCAGCUAAAAAAUAUAUCAACGACAGGCAUACGUACCAGCGUAAAAAUAUGCCAAUCUCCAAACGGAAAAGUGUUCAUACAAUCCGCAAAUGUGGAUGGGGCAUCAAAAGGGAAAUUGCAAGGCGCUUUCUCACAUAAAAUCCUUCCCAACGCAGUGGUCAGUAGUAGUGCGGCAGGCGCAGGCACAUCAGUGACACAUCAACCUCAGCGAAUUGCCAUACAGAAAGUGCAAAUCAUACCAGCGCCACUCAAUUCGCCAGGGAACUUAACAAGCCCCUUCCAUACGGCCACUACACAAUCCCAUUCGCAGUCAAAGCCAAGCACAACAACAAAUACCAUAACACUCAGUGGCAAUAAAAGCAAUAUGAAUAUGGUUUUCGUGCCGUCGGUUGGUGGACGCACAACAUCAGGCACAAUAACGCUAUCAAAAAGUGCGAACGUUGGUAGUGGUAUUGUUGCUAGCAAAGUAAAGCAGAGCUCCCAGAACCCAGACGCAGCCAAACCGAAUGUAGUAAUAAUUGGUUCAUCGUCAGCACAGAGUGGUUCGGGUGCCCCAAUUAAGACAUCAACCUUUAUAGAUGGCAACAACAAGUACAAUAUAACUACCCCAGUGUCCACUGGAAGUGGUAGUAAAAUGCAUUUGGAACCUAACCAAAUGAUUACCGAAGAUACUCCAGUUGAUAUUCUCAAUAUGCCGAUUAUAGUGGAUAGUGGCGAUGGUACAAAUAUUACAAUGGGCAAUAAUAUCGGCGAUACAGUAACAGUAUUACCAACAUCGCUCAUCGAAAGUGCACAGCAACAGCAACAGCAGCAGCAGCAGCAACAACAACAGCAACCGUCCGCAAUAAUUUUGGGUGCUACCGAUUGGGAAAUGGAAUUAGAUCAAGCAACAGCUGUCGCAGCUGCAACUAAAGCGGCCGCACGUACAGAUUAUAGUCGACAGUCGAGUGGUCAUGGUGGUAAACAAUACAAUUCAAUGAGUGAUUCGCAUAAGCAACAAAUGCAUGACAAGGAAUCGAUUGAUGGCGAAACUAUUAUUAUUGAUGAUAGUUUCGAGGAUGUCAUUGUGGAGGAGCAGGAAGAGGGCGAUACCGAUGCUGGUGCUGAAACCGAGGGGACGGUAGACGGCGAAAUGGACGAGGGUGAAACAGAAGAGGAUACAGGGGGCGAAGAGGGCCAAGAAAUGACCGAAAAGGCUUACACAAUCUUUAGCGGUAACGAAAGUGAGGGCGAGUUGUUACCACCAAGACCACGAGAUACGGUGAAGCUAAAAGUGGGACAAUUGGAGAAAACGUACAAUACCAUCACUACCGCCGCUAAUAGCGAUGAUGAACCGAUAGAAGUCAUUGACGAUGACGAUGACAAUGUAGCCGUCGCUGGUAAUCAGAAACUCUUUAGACGUAGUCAAAUGGAAAGCGACAAGAAUGAGAGAAAAUUGAAUGCAGCCAAUGUGAACAACGGAAGUGGUAAUAAUAAUUCGGCUACCGUUGAAUGUGACACAGAUGCAGGAUUUGAUGAGACUAUUGUUGCCGAUAUUGACGAGAACACUGCAAUUGAAUAUAUAGAAGAGGAAAAUUCUCAUGUAAGCCAUGCUGCGCAAAUGCAUGAAAAAAUUGACGUAAAUGAUGUAGAUGAUAUUUCUGUAAAAGCUACGAAAAGGCAAUUGGUUGAAAAUGAGGUAAUCGUACUGGACGACAAUGACGGCGCAGCGCUGAAGACAACAGCUACGCUUGCCACUGCGGCUAUGGCAGACUCAGACGAUGCGAUGGAGGAUGAAGUCCUGGUGGAGUCUGACACGUCGAAGGGCGUUAGCGGAAGUUCUCCGGCGACGAUAAAUGUUGGUGCAGUAAAACCCGCUCCACUAACCGUUAUCAAUAGCAAGAACGUAGCGGGCUUAGAAUAAUUGGGUGACGUUUUCGUUAGAUUACAAGUGGCAGCCAUAAAUAUAUAUAGCAAUGGGAAGAGAAGCAACCGCUGUAAAAGAAUGCGAAAUUUAUUUAAUUUAAACGUAAUAAUAUUUCAAACAAACAAUGAAAUGUAAAACUAGCAAACUGGUGAAGAGAAUUAGUGGAAAGGAAAUUGAUAGAGGUUAAUAGGGACAACAUAGGAUUACACCAGAAGAUGAUGUAAAGUAUAAAAAGAUUGUCUAUUAAUAAACAACCGGUUUAGUAAAAGUAUGUAAGGGCUGUAAACAAGUAAAAAUGCAUUAGCAAGAUAUUUUAAAAAUACUACUAACUCAAGUAGGUUGGAUUAUAGUUUAUAAAUAAUUUACAGUUUUUGUUUGAAGAAAAGUUUUUAAAAUAUUUUUUUUUUUUAAUAAAUUAUUGUAUUUGUUUUUGUGAAUUUUUAGCUUAAGUAAUCUAGCUUAUCUUAAGUACUCACAUGUUUUUUUAUGCGCACCCACGACGAAGACCUUAUGCAAUUUAUAUAAGUACCAGUGGUAAAAAUACAAAAAAAGAAGAAAUUUUUCUCUAAGAUGUAAAUAGUAGAUAUGUUUAGGUUGUAGUUGUACUUCAACAAAAGCGGUGAAAGGUGAGGUCAGUGAACGUAGUAAAAAUACCAACCGCAGCCAAUUUUUAAACUGUAACAUUGUACAUAUAAAUAUUUUGCAUGUUUGGAAGAUUUUCACUGCACUGUUUUAGUAAUGUGUAUAAAAUAUACACAUUUUCAUAAAAUUAAUAAAAACGAUCAUACUUCAUUUGUUAAUAUUAAUAAAGAUUGUCACAUACAUGCGUACAUUAGCAUCCAUGUACGUAGAUACACCAUACCUAUAUAUAUGACAUUUGUUCAUAUCGUCGAAGCUCACAGCGAGAUUAUAGAUUAGUACUUGAUAUUUAACUUUAAUUUUUUUUUCUAAUGCGUUAAUUACUUUAUAUCCGAUUUGCAAGCAAUUUAAAGAUUAAUCGAUUUAGAGUAGACUUAUCUAAUGUUGAGUGACACAUAUAAAGUAAAUGCAAUAGAGCGUGCAUAGAUGACUUGCAGGUGGGACAUUUGCUGUUCUGUUACAUUGUUUAAUGAUCAACGAGAUCAAUUGACCAGUUUUUUAGGUUAGCUUACUAGUGUAAAAACAAGGAAUAUAACAAGUUGAAAUUGGAAAAUUUGGUUAUUAGUAGCUUUUUGAAGAAACAGUUAUCCUAGAGUAGCUACUAACGAAUCUCCUGAUUCCAAUAGUUUCUUUUGCUUCCGGCUUAUUUUACUAGAUUUAUGCAGCUAAAUUUUUAAAUUCAAUAUUUUUAUGAGCAACUCACUUGAAAUGUUAUUACUUACCCAAAUUAACUCUCUUAUGAUAUGCGUUAACCCAUUAUUCAUUACUUCUGCACAGAAUAUCUAGCAAUCUAAGAUAUGCCUGAACUCUCAAGCCUUCUUUUUUGGUUUACUUAAAUUGCAAAUAAUUUGCACUUUGUACGCGUUCUCACUUUUAACUGAGCAGUUAGCAGCUAAAUAUAACUUAAAAACGCGAAAAACAAAGUUAUAUAAUGAAGCUAACGUUUGUAUGUAUAGUAAAAUAAAAUAAAAAAGGAAAUGAAAAGGACAAGAAAUAAUAUUUAAAAAAGAAUAAAAUAUAAAAAAACACGUUCUUUAGUGGUAGUGAGAAAAAAACUAAUACAAGCAAAUAUACAUACAUACAUAAAUACAUACAUAAUCUAUUAAUUGUUGAAGAAUACAUGUCUGUAAUGUUUAUCUUUAAACCUUUGCUAUUAUUAAAACUACAUAUUAUAUUUUUUGUUUAUUGAAUUUAUUGUGUAGAUUUUAUCAAAUAGAACAGUAAAUAUUUGAAUAAAAAUGCCGUUUUGAAA